Messenger RNA from Symbiodinium necroappetens, 1407 nucleotides. NCBI's taxonomy places the organism in Eukaryota, Dinophyceae, Suessiales, Symbiodiniaceae. The record is from the annotation of a GenBank genome assembly.
AUGGCAUUGGGAUCGGCAGUCCUGACCUGCGACGAGGCGCUCCGCCUAGCGAAGGAGCACUCGUGGGCUUCGCCGGCCUCUCCGGCCUCUUCGCCUUCGGUCUCUCGUGUGGAUUCGGCGAGUGAGGCUUCCAGCGGCUUCCGGGCGGAUGGCUUCUUCGACUUCGAGAGGCGAGGGAAGGUCUGGGAGCUGAAGCGCCUGGAGCGCUUGGAAAGUCUCCGGCGCCUCAAAGAACUCCAAGAGCUCUCGCAGUGCUCCUUCCAGCCGAAGCUCGCAGCGCCCAAAGCGGCCUGCGAAGCCGAAGCCGAUGCACCGAAGCCUUUGUCACCCUUGUCGAGCUCUGCCCUUGCUGCUCGUCUCUGCCAACCACUGCCCUCAGAGCACAUGCGCUCCUUCCAUCUGCGGAGACUCCAUGAUUCGCUCGAGGAGCAGAGGAUGUCAGAGUGCACCUUUCAGCCGAAUUUGUCGAAGAGCACCUUUUGGCUGAGCCUCUCAAGGCUGCGCCACGAGGCCGAGGACGAGCCGAAGAGGACGAGGUCGGCGCCGAGACAGCCGAGGCCCAGGACGAACUCCGUGCCACUCUCGAUGACCCGAGCCCAAUCCUAUCUGGCGCAAGAUGUUUUUCAUCGCUUAGGUCGUGGAGGCUCGGUGGCAGCGCGGUCCAAGCGCUCCAAAAGUGAGGACUCGGGUUUGCGCCUGCCGGCCGCUGGCACGCCCUGCAACCCCAUUCUGGGUUUCUUGGAGCGCCAGAACCACUGCGAAGAUCUGCGACGGCAGAGACUAGAGCAGAUCGCUUCCGAGAUGGAGAAGCCAGCAGCGGCAGCAGCACAAGCAAAGAUCUGCAAGGGGUCGAAGUCGCGGCAGCUGUCGCGGCAGCUCGAAAGCAAAAGAGGCAGAGCGGGAGAAGAGGAGCCGAAGCCUGAAGGCCGAGGCGAACGAGAGAAGGAGGCUGAGUGGAGCUUUCGACCCAAGAUUUUGGAGAUCUCUCAGAAGCGGCAGCCUCGUGGGUGCCGGGAGCUGAGCUCGGGCGACUCAGAGAGGCAGAAGCGGCGCCUGGAAGAGCUCAGAGAAGAUCUUCUUCAGACGCAAGAAGUGAGCUACUUUACGCCCAAGCUCAAUGCCUCAGAAACCCCUGGCAGGCUCUGUGUGCUGGACGAGCCGGAGACCUACACGGCGCGCUUGGCCGCAGACCGUGAAAAAAGCUUGGCUCUGCGGGAGAGAGAGCUUCAGCAGCGGAUUGAUGAGGCACUUGCAGAGUGCACGUUUCGUCCAGCAGUGAACCCAGGCCCACCCAAGUACAUUACUCGAAUGGCUGAGAGCCACAGAGCUCUGAAAGAGCUCCGACUCGGACUGGCCUCCCGUGAAGAGCGCGGGGGGUCUCUGACUCUGCGCCCCGACUGGAGGUGA